Molecule: messenger RNA, 870 nt
Organism: Lolium rigidum
Lineage: Eukaryota; Viridiplantae; Streptophyta; Magnoliopsida; Poales; Poaceae
Product: probable serine/threonine-protein kinase At1g01540
Exons: 6
Coding region: 1-870 (289 amino acids)
Biological process (GO): protein phosphorylation
Molecular function (GO): ATP binding; protein kinase activity
Source: RefSeq, a predicted model, not a curated record
AUGGCGUCAAUUGGCUCCGAUGGAGCACAGCAGACACAAGGAGAACUUCAGCUCUCGAGCUCUAGCUCAACCUCCAACUCCAGCAGAGACAGUGACAUGGCUAGCAAGUUACAAAAGGCGACAAGUCUAACGAUCCGAGUGUUACAAGAAAUCACCGAUGAUUUCUCCGAGGAGCGAAAAAUUGGUCAAGGCGCGUAUGGAAAGGUUUACAUGGCAAAGCUUGAAAAUGGAGAAGACAUUGCUGUAAAGAUGCUUUACAAUAACACGCCAGGAAUUGACGAUGUACAAUUCCAGCGUGAGUUCCAAAAUCUUAUGAGGCUUGAGCAUGACAACAUUGUAAAGUUAGUUGGCUACUGCUACGAGACACAACAUCAACCUAUGCAAUACAUGGGAAAAACUAUUUUUGCUGAAAGGACAUAUCGAGCACUUUGCUUUGAUUACAUGCAGAACGGAAGCCUUCAAAAGCAUAUUACUGCGGAAUGUGAUGGACUUGAUUGGCACACACGUUACAAAAUUAUAAAGGGUACAUGUGAGGGAUUAAAACACCUUCAUGAAGGAUUUGAAGAACCAAUUUAUCAUCUAGAUCUUAAACCUGAUAAUAUAUUACUAGACAAGAACAUGGUACCCAAACUUGCCGAUUUUGGUUUAUCCAAACUCUUUGGUGGUCAACAGACCAUGACUACACAGACUCCUAUAGGAACAAUUGGAUACUUGCCGAUGGAAUUCCUGCAUGGAAACAUUGUCUCGAACAAGUUCGACAUAUUCAGCUUGGGUGUCGUAAUGAUAAAGAUAAUUGCAGGCCAUGAAGCCUACUCCAGAAGUGUCGAAAUGGACCGUGGAGACUUCCUUGAUCUACAGUCAUGGCCCUGA